Trichophyton benhamiae CBS 112371 is the source of this 813-nucleotide messenger RNA. RefSeq lists its product as uncharacterized. The coding region runs from base 1 to 813 and encodes 270 amino acids. Lineage: Eukaryota; Fungi; Ascomycota; Eurotiomycetes; Onygenales; Arthrodermataceae. Gene Ontology annotation, molecular function: RNA binding. The transcript is spliced from 3 exons. The record is from RefSeq and is a predicted model, not a curated record.
AUGUCUUCUACCGUGCAUGUGGCGAACAUCUCGUCCAAGACCUCCGAGAAGGAAGUCAGAGAUUUCUUCAGCUUCUGUGGAAAAAUCACCUCGUUGUCGCUCACCCCAAGCAGCGGGGACGCUGAAGCCACCCAGUCGGCAACCGUCACAUUCGAGAAGGAGACUGCCGCUAAGACUGCCCUCCUGCUGGACCAGACACAACUCGGCCCCUCUGCAGUUAAAGUCACUGCUGCACCAAGCAUCGACGACCUAGCUGGUGAAAAGGCUACCACUGCUCACGGAGCCAGAGACGAAGCCAGCAACCAUCUUGAGCAAGAAGACAAGCCACGCUCUCGAAUCGUUGCAGAGUACCUGGCCCACGGCUACGUCAUCAGCGACCAGGCCAUCGAGAAGGCCAUCAGUUUGGACAAGACUCACGGCAUCUCUGCUCGAUUCAACGCUGUCCUGAAGAACUUUGACUCAAAGUACCAUGCUACCGAUAAGGCCAAGGGCAUAGAUGAGAGCUACGGCAUCUCUGACAAGGCUACUAGCGGCUGGCGUGGACUCAGCUCCUACUUCGAGAAGGCCCUAGAUACCCCCACCGGUCGCAAGAUCAGAGCGUUCUACCUUCAGAGCGACAAGCAGGUCAGAGACAUCCAUAACGAGGCUCGUCGUCUCGCAGACCUGAAGCAUGCUUCUUCUCCGUCCCCUGAAUCAGCCAUGGGACAGACAGCACAGACUACUGAGGGUGCCCCAACUGCUCCCACGGGUGUCCCAGUCGGAGACCCCUCUGCCCCCAAAACUGCAUCAGGAACCGCCGCCGAUGCCAAGUAG